Temnothorax curvispinosus is the source of this 2115-nucleotide messenger RNA. Its product is annotated as pescadillo homolog. Lineage: Eukaryota; Metazoa; Arthropoda; Insecta; Hymenoptera; Formicidae. Gene Ontology annotation, cellular component: PeBoW complex; nucleolus. The transcript has 8 exons. Gene Ontology annotation, biological process: ribosome biogenesis; maturation of LSU-rRNA from tricistronic rRNA transcript (SSU-rRNA, 5.8S rRNA, LSU-rRNA). Gene Ontology annotation, molecular function: RNA binding. Bases 116 to 1936 code for a protein of 606 amino acids. The record is from RefSeq and is a predicted model, not a curated record.
CUCUCUGAUACGGAGGUUCGAAUUAUUUGCACGUGUUGCGUGUUUACGCUUGUGUAUUUUACAUGUUGGCAUGUAAUUUUAUUAUAUUUAAGUAUUAAAUAUAAAGCACAUCACAAUGGUUGUAAUAGGUAAAAAGAAGUAUCAGAGUGGCGAGGGAGCGCAAUUUAUGACGAGGAGAGCUGCCCUCAGGAAACUACAAUUGACGCUAAACGAUUUCCGCAAGUUAUGUAUAUUGAAAGGUAUAUACCCAAGGGAGCCACGCAACCGUAAAAGAGCACAGAAGGGUGAGCCUGGCAUUAAAACUUUGUAUCACAAGAAGGAUAUUCAGUUUUUGAUGCACGAACCAAUCAUAUGGAAAUUAAGAGAGUACAAGAUAUUUAACAGAAAAAUUGGACGUGCGAAGGCAAUGAGAGAUUUUGCCCAAGUAAAGAGAUAUUUGAGUAACCAUCCUACAUUAAAGAUAGAUCAUAUAGUCAAGGAGCGCUAUCCAACUUUCAUAGAUGCGUUACGCGACUUGGACGAUUGUUUGACUCUCUGCUUUUUAUUCAGCACAUUUCCGUCAUUGGCUCAUAUACCGAGAGAUCAGUCGUUGUUGUGUAGGCGAUUAACGAUGGAAUUCCUUCAUGCCGUUAUUGCUGCCAAAGCAUUGCGUAAAGUGUUCAUAUCCAUCAAAGGCUACUACUACCAGGCAGAGAUAAAAGGGCAAACGAUAACGUGGAUAGUGCCGCAUCACUUUUGUUUCGAGCCUCAAGCAAAGAACGAAGUUGAUUUUAAGAUCAUGUCUACGUUUGUAGAAUUUUACAUUGUGAUGCUUGGUUUUGUGAAUUACAGACUGUAUCAUACUCUGAAUUUGCAUUAUCCUCCCAAAUUGACAAAUCCUGGAAAUGUUGAACAAACACUGGUUGAUGAAGAAGCAUACGUCUCGGAGAGAAUAAAUGCAUUAAAUGUUCCAUUAAUCAAUUUAGAUUCUUCAGUACCAGCGGCUGAAGAUGACGAUAUUGAAAUAGAUCAAUUUUCAAAUGAGACAGACGCUGCCAAGGUCGAAGCUGCUAAGGCAGAAGCUGAAAAAAUACGGAAACUGAGAAAUUUAUUUAAAGGCAUAAAAGUUUUUAUUAAUAGAGAGGUUCCCAGGGAGCCAUUAGUAUUUAUUUUACGUUGCUUUGGCGGAGAAGUGUCUUGGGAUAAGUUACUCUUUGUCGGAGCCACUUUCGAUGAGAAUGAUGAAACGAUAACUCACCAGAUUGUAGAUAGACCAAGCAUGAAUAAACAAUAUAUAUCGAGAUAUUACGUUCAGCCACAAUGGGUGUUCGACAGUGUGAACGCCAGGGAAUUAUUGCCUGUAGAUAAAUACUUAAUGGGUGCUAUACUUCCACCUCAUCUCUCACCAUUUACAGAAGGUCGGCAAGAUCAAACGUACAUUCCUCCAGAGGAGCGUGCUCUCAUGGACCCUGAUUAUAAAUUAAACAAUCUGGAACCAGAGUCAGACGAAGAAGAGGAGGAGGAUGUUGAUGACAAGAACGAGAAUGAAGAAGAGAAAAUUGAAGCUGAGAACGAUUUGAGUUCAGGAAGCGAUGAGGAAAUGGAAGACGAGGAAGAGGACAACGAUAAUGAUGUAGAGAUUACUGAGGAUAAAGAGAAGGAGAAAAUGAAGAAACAAGCUCAAUUACAAGAGAAAAAGAAGAUGAAGGUACAGACUGGUGAGAUCACGAAGGAAAUUCCAUGGGAGAAAGCCCGAUUGGAGAAGCAGGAGUACCGUCUCAGAGAGAAGAUGAUUAAGAAGAAGCAUCGCAAAUUGUACAAGAGUAUGAUGAAAGGUAGAGAAGACAGAGCUAAACAAAUCUGGCUCUUGCGAAAGAAGAGGCGUAUCCACGAUGCUAAGGAGAAAGAGAAGCGAAAAGAGCAAAGGAAAGCAAACAGGGAUAAAUUUAUCAAAUAAAAUAACGAUAGAUUACUUAAAUACAAAAUAAAAUAAAUUCUUUAUGUAUCCCAAUUCCUACUUGAUAAUAAAUAUAAGAAGGAAGAAUAAAAUAAGAAAUGUUAUAAAAUGUAUAUUUCAUCCAUAAUAUGCUACGAUUAUCAUGUAGCAGCUGCGAGAUUACAUUAAAUUUUUUCAUU